This is a messenger RNA of Lotus japonicus, 972 nucleotides long. RefSeq lists its product as uncharacterized. Lineage: Eukaryota; Viridiplantae; Streptophyta; Magnoliopsida; Fabales; Fabaceae. The coding region runs from base 1 to 972 and encodes 323 amino acids. Gene Ontology annotation, molecular function: nucleic acid binding; zinc ion binding. The transcript has 2 exons. The record is from RefSeq and is a predicted model, not a curated record.
AUGUCUGUUGGCCAAUAUGCAGCCAAGUUUGAAGAUUUUCUUGGUGGACCCAUGCCAAGGAAAAACUUCUUCAAGCAAAUCAGGAGAUUAAUUGGCCGGUGUUCAAAGGAGAAUUCCUGGAGAAAUGAGCACGCCAAAUGCAUCAAGUUUGAGAAUGGACUGAGGCCUGACGUUAAAGCUGCUAUAGGAUAUCAACAGAUAAGGAACUUUCAUGUUCUGGUCGAGAAAUGUAGAAUCUAUGAGAAUGAUGACAAGGUGAGGAAGGACUAUCUUAAAAACUAUGGGCCACAAAGGAACAUAAGAGGCGGAAUGGACAAGAAGAAGCCAUAUCAUAGGCCAUCAAAGUUCCAAGGAUCAUCAUCCUUAGGAGGAGGACGGAGAUUCCAAGGGAAUCGUCAGAAGAAUGCUAAAGAUCCAAGGUGCUUUAGAUGUGGUGGUAAUCAUCACAUCCGGGACUGUCAAUCCCCUCACGCGGUGUGCUACAACUGCAAUCAGCCAGGACAUUAUAGUAGGGAUUGCCCAAACCGAGGAGGGAGUCAGCAAACCAAUGGACAGAGGAAUUCUGCAGCCCAAUGGGACAAUAAUCGUUCCAACAACAACCAAAAGAAGAAUGGAGGUGACCGUGCUGGAAAACAACCUGUUGGAGGACGUGUCUUUACCAUGACUGGCACUAAUGUGGAGCAAGUUGAGGAUCUUAUUCAAGGUACAUGUUUUAUGAAUGGCAUCACUUUGAUUGUAUUGUAUGAUUCUGGUGCUACCCAUUCAUUUAUAGUUAUUGAUCUUGUGAAACAAUUGCGUUUGUCCUCGCAAUCUUUGUCUCGUUCACUCAUGGUAUCAACCCCUACUGGAGAUACCGUGAGUACUUCCGUCGUUUGUGCGAAUUGUCCGCCAUUGAUUCAGGAAGAGAGCUUUGUAGUUGAUUUAAUUUGUUUACCGUUAUCCCAAAUCGAUAUUAUUCUGGGGAUGGAUUAG